Molecule: messenger RNA, 2451 nt
Organism: Bolinopsis microptera
Lineage: Eukaryota; Metazoa; Ctenophora; Tentaculata; Lobata; Bolinopsidae
Product: zinc finger protein 675-like
Exons: 9
Coding region: 171-1487 (438 amino acids)
Biological process (GO): regulation of transcription by RNA polymerase II
Cellular component (GO): nucleus
Molecular function (GO): DNA-binding transcription activator activity, RNA polymerase II-specific; RNA polymerase II cis-regulatory region sequence-specific DNA binding
Source: RefSeq, a predicted model, not a curated record
AGUGCUCUUAUGAGCUCAUCAAUAGGAACACGUAGAGCUAGAACGAGACGGAGAUUGUAUUUUCCACAUCGUGUGCAUCAGAAAAAGUUCGCUGCUAGUUUUUAGGUCGUUAGUUUUUGUAUUUUUCUAGUUUUAACUUGUCAGUAGGAUUUAUCUUAAAACGGAACCAGAUGCAGAGCACAGAUAAUAUGUCGGAUAGUGAGGACUUGUUCGAUUCUUGUUUCUGGGAUAACAAUGAUAUGCAUGAAAGAGAGGGAGGAGUCCCGUCCUACGAAGAGUUACUUCAAUUCUGGAAGAGGAGUGGCAGUAGAUGUAACAGUUCUGAACAUUGUAACGGACCCACUGACUGCGCCCAACAGUGCUGCGAAGAAGGACCUCCGACAAUAGAACAACAUAAGCCAACUAAAAUACCUGUCCGACCUAAUGGUCCAGCCCCCAUCGCCAUCUUCCCUCAGAAGUGUGACAUUAACCCUUCCCUACCCUGGUCCGAAUCUUAUCUUAAACUCAUGGAGAAGAUAGGAGACAUCACACAGUUGCUGUGGGGCUCAGGGUUAGAAUACAGAGUUUACUCCAAAGUGGAGAAGAUACUCUACAACACAGUCGAGGAGCUGUAUCCAGAGGUCGUCGACUACAGACAAGAGUUCAUCAAGGACGUUUGUAUAAUUCCAGAAACCCUAAGCCCAUAUCCUCGAACAAAGCCAAAAUCCUCAAAAUCAAAGAAGAAGGAGAGUAAAGUUCGAGAGAAGAAAUCAGUAAAAUCGAUGUUACCAAACAGACUGGGGAGACCUCCCAAGCGGCCACAACAUCAUGACGGUAUUUACCAAUGUGAAUACUGCACCAGAACCUUCCCCACACCACAAGGAAUACAAUCCCACAUCACCCUAUCCCACGCCAACAUGCAGACAGAGGAGGAAUUUGACCGCUCUACAGGAAUGCACAAGUGUCAGUUUUGUAGACGUCUCUUCCCCCAGGAACACGGUUUGAAGACCCACAUCUCCUGUACCCAUCUACAGAAAGUAUACAAGUGCCCUGAAUGUGGCAAAGGAUUUCCUAAGAAAUAUGCCAUGAUCAGACACAGGUCCACUCAUGUUAACAAGGAUUUCAUGCCUCAGAAGUGUCCUUACUGCGAUGCUAUGGUCUCAGUCAGAUACUUCAAAUCCCACAUAUUUACCCGCCAUCUGUACAAGACCUACAAGUGCGAGGAUUGCCACCAGACCUUCAACGACCAAGCACAGUUCCACAAACACCUCUGGACUCAUCCCAUGAAGAAGUACCGGUGUGAGCAGUGUCCUAUGAGCUUCAACGCCAGCUACAAACUUGAAAAUCACCAGAAAUCUCACGAGGCUGACGAUAAGACAGCUAAGAGGUUAAAACCAGAGUUAGUGCACCACGAAGAAGAGGUGGAAGAGGAGGAAGUGAUAGAAACGUCAGCGGAGGAGUACGACGAGGAGAUCACAUUCCAAGACGGUAGUCUCAUCAUCUCAUGAAGGAGAAUCUGACUCAGCAAAGUUAAUAAGCUGUUUUAAGAUAUUGGGACAACCUGGACGUGGUAUGUCGACCCAGUGAACUGAGACGCAGAUUCAGAUGGGAUUAAAGUAAAGCUUGCCAGUGCAUAUCUAAGCCAAGGUGGUACGAUACAUUUUGUGAAACUGGGGAAUGGAUAUGCUGAACAAUUUCGAUAAGACUACAAAAUUGGAAUAGCUUAUAAAGUUAUAAGGUUUCUCUUCACUCGCAUUCGACGAAAACCUAUUGGGUUGUUCAUUUCAAUUUAUAUAAUGGAACAACGAACUUUUUAGAGUUCAUUGUUGCACUUUGCCCCUGUUUAUUAUGACUUCUCAUUCCAAGUUAUUAAACGGAUCAGUUUCAUGAUCUUUAUUUGGAUCUAUAUAUGGAAUUUCCGGUAUCCUCCCCGUGCAGAAGUAGUUAUAGGAAUUCAGAACGAAUACUGUGAAAAUUUUUGUUUGUGUAGAAAUUGUUUUUAUGUUUAUAAAUGUUCAUUAUAUUAUAGCCAUGAAACAGUUUUGCACCUGGUCAAUUGUACAUUCACUGACAGUUGUAAGUUUGAAGGAGCUUUCACUGUAAUAUGUAAGUUUUAGCUUAAUAAUAAUAUUUCAAGUGUGAACGUUUUAUUAUCACGCUUGAAUCGUGGUAUGUAGUUUACGUUAGAAUUGCUUAAUUCUAAGAAAUUCUAGAAUGCUAUUCUAGAAUUUCUUGAUUGUGAGGGUUUCCAAAUGUUUUGAAGAGAGUGAUAGUUAAUGUCGACGACAGUUUAACUUUGGUUUUAAAUCAUCAAAUGUACUUUACUGAGGAGCGGAGAUCGAAGCUGUGUUGCACUCAACAUCUAGAACUUUCUAUACGGGUUUUAUUCUAGGGGCAUUCAUUUGUAGAUUUAUUGCAUAUAGCACACAUUAUGUUACUGUAAAUAACUUGAAAAAUUAAAAGCAAAAUAUG